UUUAAUUUCACCUCCAUAUCAACUCAACUGUCUUAAAGUGGGGUGUCUCCUCAAGUCGUGACCACUAGAUUGAUAGUACUACUUUAUUACACAACUAGAACCCAGAUAUGAUCAAACCUCAAAAUUAACACAAUCUCAUUUAAUUCUUGAUCUCUUCAGUUUCAAACCCCACUGUGGAUCCAUCCUCUAUGGCUGUCCCUUUCAAAGGCAAGUCUUUUUAUCUUCAUUUCCUCUUAAUCUUUCAUUUUCUUGAUUUUUCAUUUGUUUAUGCAAAUUCAAUUCUUGAUAAUGAUAGUUUAGCUGAUCAUAAUAAUGAAUUAGUAUCUCAAAUACCCAAUGAAAAGAUGAGUGAUUUAGAUGUAUUGAAUCAACAACAAGUGCAUAUUGAAAAGCUUGAAGAGGUGGUUAAUAAUCUGACUGAAUUAGUGUACAAGUUGGAAUCUUUUUUUAAAGAAAGUGUAAAGAUUGAAACUUUUGAGGGUGAGGAGAAAAACCCUGUUGGGGAAUUAGUUGAGACUGAGAGUGAGGAGGGGGGGAGUGGAAGUAGUGUGAGUGAUGGAGAGAUAGUUGGAGCUGUGUCGAUUACGAAGCAUAGUUUGUUUUGGUCUGAGAGGUUUCAGUUUGUGUCUGCUGUGAAGCUGGAUUCGAGGGUUAGUUGUGUUGGUGUAUUGCCUUUUAAGGAUUCGGAAGGGUUGAGUAAGUAUGUUGCGGUUGGGAAUGAUCAAGGCAAGGUUUAUGUGUUUUCGAGGAAUGGGGAUGUGCUGAUUGAGUUCAGUACGUUGGCACUUUCACCGGUGACCACCAUGUUGUUGUAUAUGUCUUCAUACAAUCGGAGUAUGUUGGUUACGGGGCAUGAGAAUGGAGCAAUUUUGAUGCAUAGCAUAUCGGAGAUGUCGGGUGGAGAGGAAGGAUAUUCGCUUGUGAUGGAAACUGACACAAGAUUUGUCAUAUCUGAGAUGGAAGAAGGCGGGUCAGCAAUUACUAUCUUGGAAAUACAUCAUGUUGGGAGGACGAGGUACAUUAUAUCCACUGAUGCUAGUGGAAAAAUUAAGGUUUUCCGAGAGAAUGGAGCGCUUCAUGGGUUGGCAGUGCCAAUGAGCAGACCCCUUGUGUUCUUGAAGCAAAAGCUCUUGUUUCUAACUGAGACAGGGGCGGGUUCUCUGGAUUUAAGGACCAUGAAAAUUCUGGAGUCAGGUUGUGAAGGUCUAGAUCAGUCUGUUGUUCGGAAUUAUGUGUUUGAUGCUACAGAGCGAUCAAAGGCGUAUGGUUUCACAUCAGAAGGUGAAUUGAUCCAUGUAUUACUGCUAGGUGAUAUGAUGAACUUCAAAUGCAGGGUUAGAUCCAUGAAAAAUUUUGAUGUGCACAAGCCUCUUGCAAUUCAGACUAUUAAAGGGUAUCUGCUUCUUUCUAACAGGGAUAAGGUAUUUGUAUAUAAUGUCUCAUCUUCGCAAAGUUACAGGUCUGCUGGACCUCGGUUUUUAUUCUCCGCGGGUCUUGAGGAGAUUGUAGCCUCAUUCCUCAAGUGUCAAGGUGAGUCAGACGACGAAAAGGAAGGGGUAAUACCAUUGAUAGCAAGUGAUCAGGAAAAGCUAGUCAUUCUCAGUCUCGGAGCCGGAUACGUGGGAGUGUAUCGGUCGACUCUUCCGAUUUCCAGAGUAGAAUACAGUACCAUGAUCUGGGGAACUCCUCUAGUAAUAUUUAUAGUUUUUCUAUUCGGUGCAUGGAAAUUUUUUGGCAAUAAAAAAGAAGCGUAUUCCCUCUGGGGGCCUGAAGAUCCUUUCACAUCCACUUCAGUAACAAAUGAAAAUGAAGCUGCUUCGGUGUCUGAUUCAGGGGAUAGGUCUUUCCUGGAUUCUUCUCCGAAAAGUGAAAUAAUGGAUGUAAGAGGUAGCAGUUUAAGAGGUCCAUCGAGAAGGUACGGUUCACCACCCCGGUAUACCGGUGGAGUAGCGAGUUCGUUCAGGCCAAACCCUUCUGAUACCAACUCCAGGCCUGCUCCUGUUGAUUCAAAUUACAGGACAGCUUCAGAGUUGAAGUUUAGGGGAUCAAAUCUUGAAUCGACAACUUAUUCACAUACAAGAGAGAGCUUAUAUGGAAAUAGACCGGUUGUGGAUGAUAGCAAUUGACUUGUAAAAUCAGUUUCAUCCUUAGCAAGUCUGUGUAAUCUGAGAUGUUUGGUUAAAUUAUAGAAUUUGUUAUUGUAAAACAUCUUUCUAGUAAUCUUCUGAAUGCAAUCUUAGU
Messenger RNA from Daucus carota subsp. sativus, 2241 nucleotides. RefSeq lists its product as uncharacterized. The transcript has a single exon. The record is from RefSeq and is a predicted model, not a curated record. Lineage: Eukaryota; Viridiplantae; Streptophyta; Magnoliopsida; Apiales; Apiaceae. Gene Ontology annotation, molecular function: protein binding. The coding region runs from base 189 to 2126 and encodes 645 amino acids.